UGUAGACCCAGCCCGCGCCAGUCGUCCAACGCGUCUGCACCGGAGAACAACGGAAAGCGAAUAACCAAGGAGUAUUACGAAGAUCAUAAUAUUAAUUAUAAUUAAAAUGGAUAGCCGCUUUAAAACUAUGAUUAUUUGGCUGGCGCUUCUGCACACCACCCUAGCCAUGACCAAUGAUCAGCUGCUCUCACUGGAAUCCGUAGAUCAGUCGCCCGCAGGAUCGGAGCAGCUGCCAUUCGAGUCGCCGCACAUCGCAAAAAUAGCACCCAAGACCGCCGCAGAAGAGGAGGAAGCUGGAGGUGGAGAGGGAGAACGAGUCGUCGAUAUACAGACUUUUGUGCAGGAACUAAGGAGUGCCGGUGUACAGACGGCUGAACGGAGAGAUCUGGAAACGCUCGGCUACCGGGAACUAACACGUCUAUUGGGCCUCUUGCAUCUGACCCAAGAACGCAGUUACUAUACGGCAGGGGAGCGAAGCAGAGCAGCUAAGGCCGAUAAGGCCGAACAAUAGCCACACACACACACUCAUACGCCCUAUGUAGAGACCGGACAACAACAACAACAACAGUAAUGGCACUUAAUGAAUCGGCCAAAUAUAUUUGAUAAGAGGGCGAUGGCGGAUCAACGCCAUUAACAUUUCUGGGGGGCGGUAACCCUUUGAAUGCGUCAUACCCAGAUAUUUGGAACCUGCAAAUGAGACUCUUGCAGAUCUAUUUUCGUUUCAUCUUCCACUAUGUCUGCACGCAUACAUAAAUAUAUACAUAUGUGUGUGUAUCUAUAUAAUCUGUGCGUGUGUGCAUAUAAAUAUCUUAUCUUUAGCAGCGCCAGAUAGUUCCUACAUUAAUGUUAUGCCAAUUAAAGACAUAAAAGCUGUUGCGAAACCUACAACAUGACUGGGCAAGUAAAGUAAGUUCGAAUAAUAUCGUGUUUUUUUCCAUUAGUUGCUUCCUGAGAAUGUUUAUAUAUCGUAUUGGAAUUGACGUAUAAAUUUCCAUAAUUGUAUGUCUGGCGUGAUAUACUUGUACUAGUGUUUUUAAUGGACUUUAUGUAAAUUGUUUAAUUAACAAUUCAAAUACUCUA
Molecule: messenger RNA, 1080 nt
Organism: Scaptodrosophila lebanonensis
Lineage: Eukaryota; Metazoa; Arthropoda; Insecta; Diptera; Drosophilidae
Exons: 1
Coding region: 107-511 (134 amino acids)
Source: RefSeq, a predicted model, not a curated record